AGCGUCCGGUCGGGAACUGGAUUUUGUUAGACGCUCCCAGGUGGCCCUUAGACAAGCCACAUGCCAUGGCCAAAGCGAAACAGUGGUGCAGGACAGAAAUCUCUAGACUGACGAGGCUCAUAGUUUUUCUUCCAUUUCUGGGUCUUUUCAGGUUCUCUUCACAGGCCUUCCAGGCCUUCACACCAAGACAGAUCGGUUGCUCCCUCCGGCGCGCGCCAACGCGCAGCGCAAGACUAGCUGGUCGGCCCUCACAACUGUACAAGCAGCACAGUGAGGAUUUUCUGGCAACCGAAGGGGAAAGGAUCUACAGUGAUGUGGAUGCUGCAUCUGUCAAGGUUUCAAGAGAAGAGGAUGGCUAUGCCUUUGAUGAGUCGGUCUUCAGCGAUGAGGAUAAGCCAGAAGACAUUGGACCUGUUCAUUACUAUGGCGUCACCGAUGCAGGUGGCAUCCCCAUUCUCAUCACACCAGGCGAGGCCGAGAUGGCCGAGGCAGAUCGGCUCUACCCAGGCGAUGUGGUGGCUGCACAGGUGCCUCCCAAUGGCACGGUGGCGCGCUUGCUGGAUGGCCGUGGAUGGCUGGACUUGGAGCAGUUGGGUGAAACCUUUGAAGAGGUUCAACCUUGGGCUGCCAAGAUCAUGAAAAAGCCGGGCAUCACCAAAGCCGACGCUGCGUCACUGGGAUAUCUGUCACUGGAUGAUUCAAAGCUCACCCCGUUGGCGCAGCAUUUGCCGCUUCCCAAUCGGGUGGUGUCGCAGUUGUACAAACGUGGGGUAAAGAAGGCAUCCCCCAUCCAGGAAGCAGUGUUUUCAGACAUCUAUCGUGGCAAGAGCUUAUGUUUGCAAAGCCAGACUGGAACUGGAAAGACCUUAGCCAUGGUACUUCCUUUGCUGACCGCCAUGUCGGAAGAAUCGCAGUGGGGUCGAGAUGGAGACAAGAUUGUGGUCAUUACAUCCUGCCGAGAAUUAGCUGUGCAACUCUUUUCCGACAUCGACAGCAUGGGAUUUUUCCCUAAGGGCCAGGGCUUCGCAACGAUGGUGAUUGUGGGCAACGUUCCCCCAUCCGAAGCCGUGCUGAACGCCAACGUCAUCAUUGGCACACCCAAUGAGUUGGGUGGACUGCUGCACAAGGAUAAUGAGAUUGUAAGGCAGAUGAAUACCAAGUUAAGAGGCAUCAUCCUGGAUGAGGUCGAUGAAUAUACCACAGCUCCAAGGUUGUUUGCCUCCAAAUGGGCUAUUAAGAAGAAGCGAAGGAUCUACAACGAGAAGAAAGCGGUCUUGUCGGGGAGGCUAGGUGACUUCAACACAGGAGUUAUUGAAUGGUUCCUCAAGAGAUCCUUGGCCUAUUCCAGACGCCGUGACUUACAAGUCCUCGCAGCUUCGGCCACCAUGAACCGGGACAUGGCUCGAAAGGUGCACCGCUUGCUGCGCUGGGAUCCCUUGGGACGGUGGUAUCAGAAUCCGCCCCCCUUGAUGCGGCCCCUGGCCAUGAUGAAGGCUGAAUGGCAAGCCGUGCCGCUGAUGCCAACAGUGCCACUGGAUCUGAAGCAUCGCUAUAUUCCAGUGAUUCCAGGUAGGACUGACACCCGGAUCAGCGAGAAGCAUUGGAUGCGCAAGCCCUACGACCAGGGUGGCCUGCCGAGAUUGAAAGUUAGAGGCAUCAAUCAGCGGCGAGGGAUGGGGCAGCGCCCCAUGUCGUUGCCAAAGGCCAACGCCAUUCUGGAUAGUCUGCAUGAUGCCUUGAAAUCCCGGCAGCAGGGCAGUGGAUCUUCCCUGGUGAUCAUUUGCCGUAGCGUGGGGUUGACCGUUCGAGAGGCACUGCAGAACCUGCACGGCUGGGGCUUUCAUGAGGCGGAAGCCAUCCAUGAGGCCCUGUGGACAGAUCCGGAGGAUUGGCCAAGUCGCUGGGCCAUGAAGUACACCUAUGAUCAACAGGAUCAUGCCUCCGAAAUUGCCGAAAAACAUCAGCAGUUGAACCAAAGGACCAGGAAUGGCCAACCUUUGGAAUAUCCCGUUGGGAGCAAUGAGUGGAGAGAACUGGAAGCUCGCAAGGAGCAAGGUGAGUCAGUAGCUCCAGUGCUUAUUGGUUUUGAAGGCCUUGGAAGAGGCAUCCAUUUUGAUGGAGUUGACACCGUCUACAUCCUAGGCUUGCCGCAGAAGCCCAAGGCAUACCUCCACUAUGCUGGAAGGGUGGGCAGGUUGGGUCAGAAGGCUGGAAAGGUGGUUUCCAUCAUCCCUGCAGCAGGUGAAAACGUGCUGAAUGGUUGGUCCAGCAAGAUCGGUCCUGGCGUCCAGUUCCGGGAGGAAAAGAUCCAGCGGAUCCUUAGCUCCAGGGUGUCGAGGGAGAAGUCCUAUCGAUUGCCAUUGGAAACGCGGAGAAGUUUGCAGAAGGAGGAAACUGAGGCUGACGAAAAAGAACCGCUCUUACUACCUGAGCCUGAGGAUCCUUUCAGACUUCCCAGCUUGGAUGAUGAGGAUGAGGAGGAUGUCUUCGAAGACUUCGAGCCUGAGCCUGUUCAAAUUCCCGAGAAGGUCAGGGAAGCGAUGCGCAACCGCGGCAGCAGCGGAGAGGUGGUGGUGAAGAAAAUGGCACAAGAGAUGCAGAGAGCAACAUCUAGAUGGCCGGGUCCACAGGCUGUACCUCGCUAUGUAAGCCGCAAAGAAAUCGUGAAGCAGGAGAAGGCUGAAAAGGCCAAGGCAAAGUCCAAAGGAAAGGCAUGAGAUCCAAUGGCAGUCUCACCAAAAAAUUGA
Cladocopium goreaui is the source of this 2747-nucleotide messenger RNA. The record is from the annotation of a GenBank genome assembly. NCBI's taxonomy places the organism in Eukaryota, Dinophyceae, Suessiales, Symbiodiniaceae.